AUGAAGCGGUUUCGUCUGCUGGCUUACUGUCCAGGUUAUCACGGAUUUAGCGGUGCAAGAAUUCCUUCUGUCUGCCUCCCCAUUGCCGCACCACAGAAUACUGGCUUAUGGACAGCCGGUACUGCUCUGCACUGUCGGCGAUCUUCCACACUGAAAACUCCUCCUCACUGGCUAGAAGACUGCUUCAAACCCCCAAAUAGCCAAGCGGCGGGGUCUCCGCGGGGAGGCACGGCCUGCAACGAUGAACGUACAAUCGCGCCUUCCGCGGAAAUUCAGGGGGAACAUGUCACAGAAGAAGAGUCUAAGUUACAGCAGAAGGCGAUACACCCGGACCACGGCAAUGCGGCAAGGUCCCUAAAACAUGAAGGGCUUGGGAAUGAGACCAUUUCUUCGCGGCAUCAUGCAGUAGUGAAGCAUCUACUUCGACUCAAAUCCCGCCGACGCUACCGGACGGCAUGCGGCGAAAUGGCCGUUCUGGGAAUCGACACGCUUCAUGGUAUUUGUGACGCACACAUGCAAACAAGCAUUUUCUGCUCUAAUUCAGAUGUGCCUCCUCCUCCUGAAGGCGCGGAUGGGGAGUCGACACCCUGGAGAGCAGAGCCAUCGCUGAUUUUGACAGAUAGCAUGUCCUUUGCCUCCACCGCUAGCCCCUCUGUAUUUGGAGCUGCAGAAAUACGGCUGGCAACGCAAUCCGUCAUGAAUGCCGUUCUAGAACGCAAUGAAGCAGCAUACGCUGCAGCAGGUCCGAAGUCUGAGGUCAAGAGACAGCGCAAAGGUGCAACAGCGGCACGAGAAGCGAAACAAGAGGAAACGGGUAGACCAUCCAGCACCCGAAGACUAAUCCAAGCGGCUGCUAUCUUAAAGAUGCCAAAACCGUGCAAAGAAUUCGGACGGCCCAGGUUCAUUUUAGCCUUGGAUAGGAUUCGCUAUGUCUUCAAUUUGGGCAUUCUUCUGCGCGCUGCUGCUCUGAUGGAAGUCGAUGUCUCAGGCUACAAGGGCCUUUGUUGCAUCUUAGGGAGUGAAUCACAUGGGCCAUCCGACUUCAUCAGAGAACACGCCCUCAAGGUGUCCUUCCCUAUGGCCGCAUACGUCGAGUCUCUGAAUGUGGCGAUCGCUGGAGGGCUGAUGCUUUCCUCUCUACGCCCCGUCCUCAGCCACCUAGGCAACGAAAAUCCAGCUUCGAUUGCCGUCCAUUCAGCGUGA
Messenger RNA from Cyclospora cayetanensis, 1203 nucleotides. RefSeq lists its product as uncharacterized. Bases 1 to 1203 code for a protein of 400 amino acids. Lineage: Eukaryota; Apicomplexa; Conoidasida; Eucoccidiorida; Eimeriidae. Gene Ontology annotation, molecular function: RNA binding. The record is from RefSeq and is a predicted model, not a curated record. The transcript has 5 exons.